AUGCCGAUUGGACUCCAACGAUACCGCCCUCAAGAUCGACUGCACUGCCCACUCCCUCACAUACGAUGGGAGCUGGCGCGGAACCCGAUCACCACACCCGUUCUUUAUCGUCCAUCUGAUCCAGUGGGCCACCGGUUCCAGAUCCUAAGUCCAUCGCCAAUCGCUAGGCUAUACCAUUCAUCAGCUGUCGUGCUUCCUGACGGUCGGAUCCUCGUUGGGGGCAGCAACCCUCAUAUGCGUUACAACUUCACUGGUAUAGAUUACCCGACAGAGCUCAGCAUCGAAGCGUUUUCGCCGCCCUACCUUGAUAUGCAAUACGCUCAGUUAAGGCCACAGAUCACAUUCACUGUGCCCAACCAAGUCAUAUGGUAUGGCCAGCCGAUCACCAUCAAUUUUUUAUUGAGGUCCUACAUGCCGCAAUCUGGACUGUCCGUUACAAUGCUGGCCCUGUCAUUCACAACGCAUUCUACUGCGAUGAGUCAGAGAUUGCUGAUGUUGAAGGUGACGCGGGUGGUGCAGGCACCACCCUUGAUGUAUCAGGUGAACGCAAUUGGACCGCCAACAGCUGCGAUCGCACCGCCUGGCUACUACAUGCUAUUUGUUGUGCAUGCAGGGAUUCCCAGCCCUGGAAUAUGGGUGAGGAUGCAGUGA
Magnolia sinica is the source of this 651-nucleotide messenger RNA. RefSeq names its product aldehyde oxidase GLOX1-like. The record is from RefSeq and is a predicted model, not a curated record. The transcript has a single exon. Bases 1 to 651 code for a protein of 216 amino acids. NCBI's taxonomy places the organism in Eukaryota, Viridiplantae, Streptophyta, Magnoliopsida, Magnoliales, Magnoliaceae.